UGGAGCCGCGCAGGGUUCGAGUCACAGGUGCUCCUGUGUGCCGCAGCUGCAGGGAGACACCGACACGUCCUGCUCCUUCAGGAAAAAGCAAAUACUGGGAUUUACGGAAUUUAUACUUCGAGGAUGUGCGGUAUGGACGUGGAUCUGGAUGAUGGCGGUUCGGCCGAGGAGGAGAAAGAAGAGGAGCUGUGGAUCAGCGAGGGAGUGAAGAUGCUGCCCCCUCCCGUGGCCCACAGCGGGGGCAGCGCGUGGGGCAGCCGGAGGGGCAGGUGCGGCUGCGUGGCGUGUGGGUUUGCGCUCGUGCUGUGGAACCUGUGCGUGGUCCUGGCCAGCACUCUGCUGCUGGCCGUGGUGUUCUCCGUGGUGCUGCUGCCUGCGGCGCUGCUGCUGUACGCCGGCUUCCUCUGCCACUCCAGGGUCCUCGAUGCCUCCUCCGCCAUCUGCCGUUACCUCGACGACAACAGCUGCUCCGCCCUCAUCAUCCUGGGCUUCGUGAUGAUGUCGCCGCUGGUGGUGGUGGCGGCGGCGGUCUUCUGCGGGCUGCUGCGGAGGUUCCGACUGCUGCUCUUCAUCCAGCCCAUCACGCGGGCCUGGUACAGGGGCAGGCUGCUGGACUGGGCGGGCGGCGUCCACGCCUGGGUCUGAUCGGCGCCGAGGCCCUCAGGGACGUUCAGUGAUGAAAAGUGACCGGGAUUGAAACGGAUGUGUGUAAAUUUGUCCGGGAAUACCCAGAGGGCAGACUCAAUAACAGAAACACUAACAGAGCAGCGCAACGGCUGAACAAUCAGUCCUGUUUUUCUUUUUCUUUGAGCAGGUGAUGUUAUCUGAAAAAGUCUCGGCAGGAACAUUUUGUUUUGCACCAAUAGUCGUCUCCGUUGUUCCGUCUCCCUCUGGGUAACUCUUGGUGAUUUUGUAAUCUAUUGAGAAGAAAUUGAAAAAUCUAUUUGAGAUAACCGUAGCAGUUUACUCACCAGUCUAAUAAGGCUUCGAAGGACAGCGUAGUUUUCUGCGGCAGUUUUUCUUUACUUUUUCACAAAGAUCUCAGCAAAAAUCCUGCAAACAUUUUUAUGUAAGUGGAGAACAGCAGAGGAACUGAAGAUACUCUCUGGAAAAUACAGAAUAAAUAGUUUCCUGACAACCUACAGCAGGUUCGCACCUUAAGAAGUCGCCUUCGUCUACAGUAUUAUGAUUUUCCAGACCAGUGUUUUUAUUUGGUGUUUCCUGUCUGCUCACCAUAUUGAUGAGUUUACCUGGUGGAUACAAGGUAUUUGUGGCGGCACAAAGGAAAUCUAGUAAAAAGUAAAAGCAAGAAGUGAUUCAGAAUUGUGCUUUGAGUUUAACUUAAUCCAGUUUGCAGAACUAAAGUCCUGUAGACGCCUAUAUAAUCAAGGUAAAUAUUGAUAUGAUAUAAAUAUGUAUAGAUGACUUUGAUGUUGUCUGUGCGGUGACGAUGAUGUCUGUAUUUCAACAGGUUUCUGCCUGAAGUAGCAUCAUUAGCAGUCAUGUCGUGUGGGAGGAAGGGAGUGUUUGAAGCACAUUUCAUUUUAACGGAUCUCUCUGAUCACCUGGUGCCAUAAAAUGGAAGAAACAUCCUUCAACAGAAAAAUAAAUAAAAAAAUCAACAGCUGACAGUAAAACAGAGUGAUGGAAUAGCAGUGUAGUAUUAGCCGGGUGUUAAAGAGGGGCUUAAUUGAACAGAUCAGGGGUUCAUUCUGCUGCCUCUGUGCUUUCUGGACAUUUAUAUUCAUUGGUGACACACCGUCUGCUCAUCCUUUCUCUGUAUUCUCGCUCUGUAAUUAGGUGUUCUGGCUCAAGGUUUUCACUUCGCUAUAGAGAAAAUCAUGUUUGCGGAGGAGCCUGCUAUUUCCUUGUCGUCUACUCCUUUCACAUUUUUGUUUUUUUAAUUCAGACAUGUUUGUUUAUAUAUUUUUUUCACGUUAUUUGAAAUGUCAGUCCUGCUAAUCAGCAGGCUAUGUCUGCUCUGCCCGGGUACAAAACUCAAGCGCUGUUUAUUCCACUACUUUGGAGAACUGUGUAAAAACAAGGGUGGAAUUUGUUUUCACAAAACUGUUAUGAACACUUCAUUAGGCAGACUAAUGUGAUCCAGAUCCGCUCUGACAUCAGUUCUGCUUUUAUGAAGGUCGUAUUAAUUUUCACUGAAGACUGUAAUUUCUGCCUGUCUCAUUAACCAACAUAUGUUGAACUAAACAAGAGAAAUGUCUCUCAAUAUAAUGCCAACUUUAAACUACAAAAUAAACACACAGUGACAAUAACAUUUCUCUGACUAUUCACAAUAACAGAACAUUUUGUAGACGCAGAAUUUAUUGUUAAAGUUGUUCUGACGGCUCACGUUUGAUUGUAUAAGUGUACCUACAGCUGUAAAGCGGCCAUUGAUUGUUUUUUCACUCCUAAAAUUGCCAAUUGGAAAGAUUGCAGCGGCCAGUGUUGGAUUAUCCUUUGUUUUGUUCUGCUUUUCAAGUAGGUGUUACCAACAAAACGGCGUGUUGUGACCUUCUGUCAAUAAAAAGAGGACCAUUUUUCUCA
Molecule: messenger RNA, 2544 nt
Organism: Salarias fasciatus (jewelled blenny)
Lineage: Eukaryota; Metazoa; Chordata; Actinopteri; Blenniiformes; Blenniidae
Gene: tmem88bl
Product: transmembrane protein 88b-like
Exons: 3
Coding region: 124-645 (173 amino acids)
Cellular component (GO): plasma membrane
Molecular function (GO): PDZ domain binding
Source: RefSeq, a predicted model, not a curated record